CAUUUGAAGAUCCAAGAGAAAGUUUGUUUUGCUGUUGCGCCUUAAACAACGUAUGUGACUGAUCAGAAAGAACGAUCUACGUGUACAAAUCUAGUUAUAAAAAAUGCCAGGAGGCUCAGUAAAGAAAACCUGCCCCCAGUGCCGGUGCUCUCUGUUCUGUGCACAGAAAGUUUGCAAGAACUGUGGGGCAGAACAGCCCAAAAAGCCGCAUCUGAAAAAGCGGCUGCAAAAUUUUGACAAAAAAAGGCGCCAGUGGGUGAGCCAGAAAAGGCAAACCCACAACAUGGCUUCAGUAAAAGAUGAGGCUGUUGUCUUGCUAGAGAAACUACAUGCCCUUGGCUACAAGCCUCUCCUGCUCUUAGGCAAGGACCAAGGGCCGAGGGCAUAUGAAGUCCUCACCCCAAGGUGCCAGCUGGACGCCAUGGCCACUAAACACCUUGGGCAAAUAGCUGGGCUAUUUGAAUUUGUUUGUUCAGGUUGGUCCAAAACCCUUACAGAGGUGGGUGACACCGUCAUCACCCUGUACCCUGUGGAGAAUUUGGCGGCCGCCGUGGAGAAGGAGGAGCGGGCCACCGUAGAGGAGUUGAAAGUUGUUAAAGUGGAGCCAGCAGUGCUGCAUAUGCCAGUGAAGAAGGUAAAAGAAGAAGAGGUUGACGAUUUCCUUCAAGAUGACCUGUUUGCAGAUCAGAAAGUAAAAGAAGACCCCGAACUGGAUCAUGACUGCAAGACUGAAACACACACAUCACCAACCUUCAACUGCAAAGAAGAACAGUCUCCAAUGAUGGAAAUUAAACAGGAGGAAGAAUCUGAUUUAAAAGAAGAUUUCCAGAAAGACUCUUUUCCCACAAAACUGAACAUUUCAGGAUUUACUGAACCAACACUGGUGCCCAUGCCAGUGAAGGAGAUAAAAGAAGAAGAGUUUGAUGAUUUCCUUCAAGAGUACCUGUUUGCAGUUCAGAAAGAAAAAGAAAACCCUGGACUGGAUCAUGACUGCAAGACUGAAACACCCACAUCACCAAAUUUCAACUGCAAAGGAGAAAAGUCUCCAAUGAUGGAAAUUAAACAGGAGGAAGUAUCUGAUUUAAGAGAAGAUGGCCAGAAAGAGCCCUUUCCGGCAAAUGAGAUGAGACAUACUGAUAAAAAGGCAAAUCAUUAUACGGAUUAUGGAAAAGCCUACUGUAAAAUUAAUCUCAAGUCCCAGCAGAGGAUUCACACAGGAGAACAGCCGUAUCGGUGCACCACAUGUGGGAAGAGUUUCAGGAACAACUCAAAAUUCACUGUCCAUCAGCGCACACAUACAGGAGAAAAGCCAUACAUGUGCUCAGACUGUGAACUGGAGUCUGAAAUGUCAGGAUUUACUGAAUCGACACCGCUGCCCAUGCCAGUGAAGGAGAUAAAAGAAGAAGAGUUUGAUGAUUUCCUUCAAGAGCACAUGUUUGCAGUUAAGAAAGUAAAAGAAGACCCUGGACUGGAUUAUGACUGUAAGACUGAAACAAACACAUCACCAAUGUAUGACUGCAAAGAACAACAGUCUCCACUGAUGGAAAUAAACAAGGAGGAAGACGCUGAUUUCAGAUUAGUUAUUCGUAAAGACUCCUACCCUACAGAUGGGAUGAGACAUACUGCGGAAAAGGCCCAUCAUUGUACAGAGUGUGGAAAAGCCUUCUGCAAGAUGAAUCUUCUCAAGUCACACCUGAGGAUCCACACAGGAGAAAAGCCGUAUCAGUGCUCUGAUUGUGGAAAGGCCUUUAGUCAAAAGUCUAAUCUAACAAAACAUCGGAUGGUCCACACAGGAGAAAAGCCGUUCCAGUGCACUAACUGUGGAAAGGCCUUUAGUCAAAUGUCUCAUCUCCAGGUACACCAGAUGAUCCACACAGGAGAAAAGCCGUAUCAGUGCUCUGACUGUGGAAAGGCCUUUAGUCAAAUGUCUCAUCUCCAGGUACACCAGAGGAUCCACACAGGAGAAAAGCCAUAUCAGUGUACUACAUGCGGGAAGAGUUUCAGGACUAAGACAGAGGUCAACGUCCAUGAUCGCACACAUAUGGGAGACAAGCCAUAUCCGUGCCCUCACUGUGGGAAGGCCUUUGGUCGAAGAUCUGGUCUAAAGCAACACCAGAUGAUCCACAUAGAAGAAAAGCCGUAUCAGUGUGCUACAUGUGGGAAGAGUUUCAAGACGAGGUCAUUGGUCAACAGCCACCAGCGUACACAUACAGGAUAAAGGCCUCAUUAGUGCUCUGACUGGAAUGUCCUUUAGUCACAAGUAUUCUCUAAUGCGACACCAGAAGCUCCACGCAUGAGCAGGGGCGUCGCCAGCCGAUUUUGCCGGGGCUUCUGCCUCGAAGGUUUUGAGUGUAGCCCCGAAUGCAAUCUGCAAAGGUGACUACCAAAUAUGAAACCAUUAUUCAAAACGUGCAUUGAAACUUUGAGAUGAGAUGGACCUAUUUAUCAAACAUAAAAGCAGGACACGGGUUUCCUCUCUCUCUCUCUCAUGCAGCAGAUCUAACUUUUGGAACGUUUGGUUGAAAAUUACUGGUGUUUCUGGUUUGGGAAGUCUUUGAAUCAACUGUUUAAUCUACUUCCACAUGAGAAGUGCAAUAGAGUUGAACAGUGAUCACAUUUAGCCUAAAAUUGUAUCCCACACUACACCCCAAUGAAGAGAUACUGUUAUAUUCUUGCUGUUUAAUGAUGAGCUGAAUGAAUCUGAGGCCAAAUCUGAAGAUAAUUACAAGAGGAAUACCUAAAGAAAUCAGUCGUACUGGUAAAACAAAAA
Molecule: messenger RNA, 2770 nt
Organism: Alosa sapidissima (American shad)
Lineage: Eukaryota; Metazoa; Chordata; Actinopteri; Clupeiformes; Clupeidae
Product: zinc finger protein 345-like
Exons: 9
Coding region: 104-2218 (704 amino acids)
Biological process (GO): regulation of transcription by RNA polymerase II
Cellular component (GO): transcription regulator complex; PcG protein complex
Molecular function (GO): DNA-binding transcription factor activity, RNA polymerase II-specific; RNA polymerase II cis-regulatory region sequence-specific DNA binding
Source: RefSeq, a predicted model, not a curated record